AGGGGUUUGUGUGUCCGUGAGGUCCUUGAGGUGUCCCCGGUACCGUGACCCCGCGUCACGGGUGUCCCCAGUGCCGUGGGUGUCCCCGCAGGACGGGGUUCCCUGGGGGACACGGGGUGCUGCACUCUCGGUAGUUGCCAUGGCGAGAGGACCCACGCGGUCCCGGGGGCACCCGGGGGUGGCGGCAGAGACUGGGACCAGCGCCCGGGGCGGGCGGGGACACGGGGCAGGACCGGGACUGCGGCUGGGACUGGGACUGGGACUGGGUGGGAUCGGGACUGGGACUGCGGCUGGGACUGGGACUGGGACAGGGACUGGCACCAAUAGCGGGACCCCGGCCGGCGCUGGGAGCAGAAGCAGCGGCGGACCCCCCAUGGCAGAAAGCGACGACCCCCCCCGCCGGGACCCCGCCCCCGCUGGCCCCCGCACCCAGCCCUGCCGGCCCGUGCCGAGGGUCCACGCCUUUGGAAAGGGGGAGCAGGCGCUGCGGAGGGACCCCCGCACCCCCCCUGCCAUGCAGGGCUGGCUGCACAAGCAGGACAGCUCGGGGCUGCGGCUCUGGAAGCGCCGCUGGUUCGUACUGGUGGAUCUCUGCCUCUACUACUACCGGGACAGCAGCGAGCAGCAAGUGCGGGGCGGCCUCCCCCUGCCCGGCUACGAGAUCCGCGUCCUGCCGGCCGCCCCCCGCGCCCCCCGCGCCCCCCAGUUCCUCUUCACGGCUGAACACGCCGGGAUGCGAACGUACUGCCUGGGGGCCGAGAGCGCCGAGGAGCUGCACGCCUGGGUCUGUGCCCUGCGCCGGGGGGCAUCGGCCCUGCCCGGCUCGGCCCCCUCGCUCUCCCAGCAGGCGCUGCAGGAACCCCGGAGUGCGGAUCCUCCCUCGGCCCCACUGCCCACGCACUCCCCGGGUGAGGGGCUCGGGGGCACACCCGUGCCCCCUCCUUGCUGCCCCCCAGUCCCUCCACUGCCCCACAGCGAGGUGCCCCAAGCCCAGGAGGAGUCCCCGGCGCCGGGGGGGCCGCGGGGACACCCCCAGCCCGAGCCCGCAGCGCGGAGUCCGAGGAAGCCCCGCCCUCCUGGAGCAGCUCCGCCGGAGCGAGACACCGGGACCAGUCAGCCACCGGCCUCUCCAACCGCCUCUUCUGAUUGGCUGCCGAGCGCCGCCGGGCUCGCGGGCACCGCCCCCGCUCCGGCAUCCAAUGAGGCGUCGCGACAGCGGCGGGAGGGGGUGGGGGGGCGUGGCCGGGCGCGCGAAGGUGUGGCCGGGCGGCCAAUCAGAAUCACGCUGCUGCAGGCCAGCUUCUGAGGGGGCGGGACCGGGCCGAGGGGGCGGGGCCCGGUGGGCACGCGCGGCGCGCGGCCCCGCCGCGGUGCGGAAGAUGGCGGCGGGAGCG
Molecule: messenger RNA, 1394 nt
Organism: Pyrgilauda ruficollis (rufous-necked snowfinch)
Lineage: Eukaryota; Metazoa; Chordata; Aves; Passeriformes; Passeridae
Product: pleckstrin homology domain-containing family A member 4-like
Exons: 9
Coding region: 140-1306 (388 amino acids)
Source: RefSeq, a predicted model, not a curated record